CCAAGUGAUGAGAUUUUCCUUCUUCUUAUUAUCCAUUGGAUUACUGAUCCCCACUUGUUUAGGUGUGCGAUAUGAGACACUGACAUCUAAGUACAAGAGGAACAUCGUGAAGAUUACUGAUGCCAAUUACCAAGAUAUUUUGAACAACGAGGAUUUUGACAUAGUACUGUACCUGACUGCAUCCAGUCCACAAGUUGGUUGUGUUUUAUGCAAUGAAUUCCAGCCUGUGUUUGAACAGCUCGCCUCCUCGUUUUAUGAAAAUCUUGAAUCACAUGGUCUUGACUCUGAGGACACAAAGUUGAUCUUCGCCUAUUCUGAUUUUCCCGACUCCAGAAAGCUUUUUCAACAAUUGGCACUUAAUAACGUUCCGAAAGUCUACUACUACAGUGCACAGCGGGGAAUUGGUUUGAAACCUGAUGAUGAACUCAUUUUUAUGAGCACUGAUCUGCUCUCUACAUUGACGAGCUGGUUGGUGGCUAAGACGCACCUAAGCCCCGAACUGUUUACUUUAAAAACCAAAAUCAACUAUACUGAGAUAUUCUUAACAUUCUGCAUUGUUUUCGGACUUGGGGUGAUCGCCAUAUUGAACUAUAAAAGGGUUUCGGCCAUCCUUACCAACAAAAGGGGCUGGCAAGCGCUUAGCAUUUUGCUUGUCAUUUUGUUCACAUCCGGUUACAUGUUCAACGUUAUUAGAAAUACACAGUACAUUCGUACAAAUAAGGACGGCUCCAACAUCUAUUUCAUGGGUGGACACCAAGCACAAUUGGGAGUCGAAACACAGAUUAUUUCGGUAAUCUAUGGGCUUUUCUGUGCUGGUAUGGUCAUCUUGGUGGACAUGUUCAAGAAGUUUGAGAAUGCCAAGUUGAGACUGUUUGGUUCUAUCGGUUUAUCAUUUGGCCUUUUCGUUUUAUACAGCAUUCUGGUGACUUGUUUCCAUGCCAAAAAUACUGGCUAUCCAUAUUGGCUUCUAAAGUUAUGACUAUUAUAUAGUUGAAACGAUUGCAUAUGACUAUGUUAUUCUGAGCCCAUAUUCUGGAGUAUUUUGUCUACUCGUUGUUCGAUGAUUUCCAUUUUCGAGCUGAUGGCGCUCAUCUGCGAUUUUAUAGCUGUAACUCGCCUUACGUACUCAUCCAGCGAGAGAAUGGUAUUGUCUUGACUUUCUUUACUUUCGGUCAAGUUUUCCCGCGUUCGUUCCAACUUACUUUCAAGCUGGCGAAGAAUGCUCGAAAGUAUGACUUGAGACUCAUAAAGAGAUGUGAGAUUCAGGUUUAGCACCUCAAGUGGUGAUUCGACUAAUGAUUGUACCACCAACUCUAUUGGAUGGACUGUCCCACCAGAGCUUUGAGUAUGGUUCAAUUGUG
Molecule: messenger RNA, 1361 nt
Organism: Ogataea polymorpha
Lineage: Eukaryota; Fungi; Ascomycota; Pichiomycetes; Pichiales; Pichiaceae
Exons: 1
Coding region: 8-979 (323 amino acids)
Cellular component (GO): oligosaccharyltransferase complex
Source: RefSeq, a predicted model, not a curated record